CCACCCAGACCAACGCGUUCCUUGGUCGCAAUUUGCUUGCACUUCUCUCGGUAAAGUCCAGCGUUAGGCCAUCCGAUCGCACAACCAAUAAACAGCAAACUAUGUCUGGAAAUGCCCAACGAGGAGUCUACGAGAGCAGCGCAGGGGACACCAACUUCCGCCGGAAAUGGGACCGUGAGGAAUUGGCAAAACGGGCUGCCGAGCGGGAAAAGAGCUCCGGGAAGGGUCAAAAGGGCAACGAGCGGGGACGGAGGGGUGGCAAUGCAGACGAUGAUGACGAGGAUGACGAGCCUGUGGAGCGGGGCUUGCUGCAAGCAAGGGAAGGCCCCAUCGACUUGACGAGUAAUCUGAACAAGACGCAGAUUGUACAGGCGUCAGGUGCCCAGCAACCGGGCUUCUACUGUAAAGUCUGCGACUGUACGGUAAAGGACAGUGUCAAUUACCUGGACCAUAUCAACGGGUGGAAACAUCAAAAGAACAUGGGAAUGUCGAUGAACGUGGAGCGCAGCACAGUGGAUCAGGUGAAAGCCAGAUUAGAAGCGUUGAAGAGGAAGGCAGCUGUUCCGGAAUUAGACUUUGAUGCAAGGAUAGAAAAGGCGAAAGAAGAGGAGGAGGAGGCGAAGAGGGCAAAGAAAAGGGAGAAGAAGGAGAAGAAGAAGAAACAAAAGUCGUCCGCAAGCGAGGAACCGGUUGAUCCGGAUGCGGAUAUGAUGGCUCUGAUGGGCUUUGGUGGAUUCGGCACCUCGAAGAAAUAACUCAUAACCAGCUGAUAGUUCUGGUGCAAAUCUGAGAACGCUGGCAACGGCUGACCCUUACGGAUUCCGUGCUGCGUUCCUUGCGAGAAGCGCAUAUCAGGUUCCAAGGCCGCUUCCUUCGUCCCUUCGCAUCGAUCCGCUCUGCGACACGUGGAAGCAAAGCGCUAGGCGGACUUGGGCCUUUUGUGUGGAAGGAGGUGGGGCAAGUGCAUAGUGGCAACGCAGGAAAUGGGUUAUGUAUUUCUCCACCCGCUCUAUCCGUCGCUCUACAUCCACCGACCGGAUU
This is a messenger RNA of Fimicolochytrium jonesii, 1041 nucleotides long. RefSeq lists its product as uncharacterized. Gene Ontology annotation, molecular function: nucleic acid binding; zinc ion binding. The transcript is spliced from 5 exons. Bases 102 to 755 code for a protein of 217 amino acids. Gene Ontology annotation, cellular component: spliceosomal complex; U4/U6 x U5 tri-snRNP complex. The record is from RefSeq and is a predicted model, not a curated record. NCBI's taxonomy places the organism in Eukaryota, Fungi, Chytridiomycota, Chytridiomycetes, Spizellomycetales, Powellomycetaceae. Gene Ontology annotation, biological process: mRNA splicing, via spliceosome.